Triplophysa rosa is the source of this 1974-nucleotide messenger RNA. It is a transcript of the gene opn3, whose product is annotated as opsin 3. Gene Ontology annotation, biological process: G protein-coupled receptor signaling pathway; visual perception. Gene Ontology annotation, molecular function: G protein-coupled receptor activity. NCBI's taxonomy places the organism in Eukaryota, Metazoa, Chordata, Actinopteri, Cypriniformes, Nemacheilidae. The transcript has 4 exons. The record is from RefSeq and is a predicted model, not a curated record. Gene Ontology annotation, cellular component: photoreceptor outer segment; membrane. The coding region runs from base 147 to 1310 and encodes 387 amino acids.
CGAGAAGUGCACGGAGAAUUUCACAUUACUGACACACUGAACUAAAAUCACUCCUCGGCUGGCUUGGUGUCUUUUGGACGGACUGCUGAAUCGGGUCAGUGAUCAUCAGGAGCUUCUGGCAUCAUGUUUGUGCACUUCGAAAAGAAAUGAAUCCUGUUAAUGAAACAUCGACUGAGGCUCAUGUGGAGAAAUGCGAUUACAUUUUCGCCGAUGAAACUUAUACACUCUUGACUUUUACUAUCGGAUCUAUAGGUGUGCUGGGAUUCUGUAAUAAUAUAAUCGUCAUUAUUCUUUACUUUAGAUUCAAGAGACUUCGAACACCAACUAAUCUACUGAUAGUGAAUAUAAGUGUGAGUGAUCUGCUCGUGUGCGUCACCGGUAUUAACUUCACGUUCGUCUCGUGCUUGAAGAGAGGAUGGAUCUUUAAUUCAGCCACAUGUGUUUGGGAUGGAUUCAGCAACAGCUUAUUCGGUAUCUUGUCCAUCAUGACUCUCUCUGGCUUGGCGUACGAGCGCUAUAUCCGUGUGGUACAUGCCAAGGUCGUUGACUUCCCCUGGGCCUGGAGGGCCAUCACACACAUCUGGCUGUACUCUUUAGCCUGGACCGGUGCUCCUCUGCUCGGGUGGAACCGCUACACGCUAGAGGUCCAUCAGCUGGGCUGCUCUCUCGACUGGGCUUCCAAAGACCCCAAUGAUGCUUCCUUCAUUCUCUUCUUUCUUCUUGGAUGUUUCUUCGUCCCUGUGGGCGUCAUGGCCUAUUGCUAUGGAAACGUCUUGUAUACAGUGCGAAUGCUGCGCUCUGUUCAGGACCUGCAGACCGUUCAGACGAUUAAAAUUCUGCGGUAUGAGAAAAAGGUGGCCGUGAUGUUUCUGAUGAUGAUCUCUUGUUUUCUGGUGUGCUGGACGCCCUACGCUGUGGUCUCAAUGCUGGAGGCGUUCGGCAGGAAGAGUAUCGUCUCUCCCACCGUUGCCAUCAUUCCAUCUUUCUUCGCCAAAUCCAGCACCGCUUACAGUCCCCUCAUCUGCGCUUUCAUGAGCCGAAAGUUUCGUAGAUGCAUGUUGGAGCUGUUGUGUUCUCGCCUGACCACCCUGCAGAAAAACAUUAAGGACCGUCCUCUGGCCCGCAUGGAACAUCCUGUACGCCCCAUUGUGAUGUCACAGAUCCGAGCUGACCGGCCCAAAAAGAGGGUGACCUUUAGCUCUUCUUCCAUCGUCUUUAUCAUCACCAACAACGAGGCUUAUCCUCUGGACAUCACCUCUGAAUAUCACGACGUACAGGAAAUAAACGUGAUUCAAGUCAGACCGCUUUGACACUUACUUCGAAUCUCAAUGUGGUGACAUUCAGGAACAGUGCUGCGAAGUUUGCGACAUGACAUAUGCAAGAUGAUUCUAAUAUGCAGACGAUAGAGCCAUUUUGUUAUGUGUUUUCAUACGCAUUGAAAAUAUUUGUUUAUCGUUGCAGCAGUGAUGCAACAUACGUUUUCAGCGGGUCCAUCGUGAGAAAUGACUUUGAGUUCUUUAUAAUCAAUAGUGUAACUUGUCUGUCUUUUUCGGAAAGUUCAACCUUCAUCCAUGGGGUGGUGAGAUAAUCCACAGUUUAGAUUGCACAAAACGUGCAGAGAAUACAUUAGUCGGUGUACUGAGAUAGAUAGGAACAGGGUGUUAGUACAAGGACUCUUGUUGAGGACAAUGAACUUCACCUGUCUGUCAGCUCCAGAGCGCCCCCUGCAGUACGAGUACUUGUGUCCCUAUAGGAAAAUAUUAGAGGCGUAACUCGUCCCACACUAUUUGUGCUACAUACAUGCAUACUUUAAAGGAAGGACCUGAGCCCUAUCUAGGGACAAGAAUAUCAUAGAUGGGGCUCUUUUUAACUGGACCAGAAAGUGAAUUACUGCACAUUCAUCCAAAACCCUGGCACGCACCCUUAAACAUUACUGAAUAAAACUCAUUAUUUGAGAUGAAAAAUGUCAUCUGG